AUGUCAGACUCUUGGGCACGGGUGACUUCCAUCAGACUUUAGUGUGUUUGCUACAGUAUGUAUUGUAUAUUGUGUUUGUUAUAUGGCAUUUUUUCAUUAAAUAAAAACUAAAAACUUUCUUUUUUACACAGACCUUUUAAACACGCUGUAUUUGUAUGUUUUUGUGUUUCUAAUUCAAUGUAAUCUUUGUAUGGAAAUAUGGAAAUCUUAAACACCUUAUUGCUCAUUUAGAGAAGUCUUUAUUUGACAGAAUAAUUCUCCUGCUGGACAAACUAAUAUUCAAAUCAAACUAGAGAACAAAUGUGUUCAGAGUGUGGAUUUUACAUGGUCUCUGAGGCACAGGCAGUUUGUCAGACAUGUUUAAGAGACAUUUUCAGAAGGAUUUUAAAGGGAGAACAUUUGGAUAAUUGUCUGAAUACGUCAAAUCUGCAAAAAAGUAAUACAAAAACCUCCGUUUUGGCUAUAGGCAUAGAUUAAAUUGUUAUUUUAAACAUUGGUAUCAGUACAACUAUUAUUUUCACAAUUCGUGCCCCUUUACUGUAAUAAUAAUGCAUCAGAUUUCAUAUAGCGCUUUAUCAGAGACCCUCAAAGCGCUUUACAUUGGAUACAUCAUUCAUUCGCUCACACAGUCACACUUUUGGUGGUGGUAAACUACCUUAGUAGUCACAGCUGCCCUGGGGCAGCCUGAAGGAAACGUGGCUGCCAUUUUGCGCCUACGGCCUCUCCGACCACCACCACACAACACUCACAAUCAUACUGUGUGGAUGUCUUUGCUUAUUUUGAUACUUUUAGAAAUGAUUUAGUUUUGGUUUCAUGUAAUCCACUGUGAACAGCUUGUGUAUGAUAUGGUGUCGCAGUAAAGCUGUCAAAUAAAACAAAGUGAAACUGAUAUGACGUAAAAACAUGACAAAAUGCAUUACCCUAUCAGUGUUACCAAGUUAGACAACAUACAGUACAUACUAUUGUGUAUUGUGGAUGUGUUAAAGAAAAUGUAUUCAUGACUUGCUUUUCGUUUCUUCUUUUUUCUGCCGCAGUUUGUGACAAAUUCAUUUUCUUUUUUUCUUUUUCUGUCUAUAAUCUCUUUCUUUAACUCUUUUAGAAACACGUCACAUGUUGUGGUCUAUGUUUUUGCAUCUUCUGGCAACCAACUUCAACUUACUCUAGCAUGUGUUACAACCCUGCAAGUGGAGUUGGUUGUGACAAAGUGACACCCUGUUUUUGUAUUAUAUUUCUGUAGAGGAUUGAAUUAGUUCUUUUGUUGUAAACAAAAAUGGGUUCUUCACAUAAAAAAUUGCAAAUUCUAGCUCAAAAAUUCUGUAUUUACAGGUGCUGAAGCAAAACAUGUUACAGUCAUCUCUGGUUUCCUCUACUUUACUGUAUUUUUGACAUAAGUGGCACAAAAAACUACAUUCAUUGUUAGUUGAAUGGGCAAUGGUUAAGAGCAAGUACAAGUAGGCUUAUCAGGUAAUCUCUGAUUAAUACAUGAGUUAUAACAACUCGGAAAUUAAUGCAAAUUUAAUAAGUUUUAGCACAAUAGGGGAGAGUGGGGUAAGUUGAGCCAACCCCUGUUGCUUGGAAAUGGUAAAAGAAAUUGAUCAUGUGACCAAAUAUUUAGGAGAUGGGCAUCAAUUCAUGGAGUCUGUGAAGGUUAGAAGCACAUGGGUGAAGGGGUUAGACAUUUAUUUACAAAAAAAAACAUUUUUCACUCUUGAAAGUGAAUUUAGUCUGUCAUUAGUUUUAUUAGAAUUGUGUUCAGACCAAAAAUGAUUAUUUUAAAUUUGUUUUAUACAUCAGUUGUGGUAUCUAUGAGCCACAACAUGAGGUCAAAAACCAACAUAAAGUCCACCAUUUUAACUUAGAGGACUAAUGAAGUCAUAAUAGUAGUUCUGGGGUAAGUUGAGCCAGUGGUUCAACUGAAAAAGUAAAGAAGUCUGAUGAGAGGAUCAGAGUUUCAGUUCAGAUUGUUAAAAUGUUUUACUUUUUCUUUUCAAAAAUACAGCUGUGAAUGUUCUGAAUCACUUAAAAACAUUCUCAGGUUAAAAUGACUUUUUACAAAACAGCUUUUUAGCAGUUAUAUGCAAUAAUAAUAAAAAGAAUUAUUGUACCAGCUAAAUAGCGUUUAAUAGAUAAAAAUACACAUGAAUGUGAAGAAGUGACUGAUAUUUAGGGAGAGAGAAGGUGAGGGAGGGCUGGGGUGAAGAAUAGAGGGUGAAGUAGGGAUACAACUUACCCCCUGUAUGGGGUAAGUUGACCAUAGGAGACCACUUUUUUUGGCAUGCUAUAUUAUCAAGACAGUUAUGUUUACACUCAUUCUGUUGGUUUGCAGGGAUGCACAACAUCUUGAAAUAUAUGCAGAUACACUAGUUAGAGACAAAACUAUGAUCGCCUGGAUGUAGUGAACCGAAAUAUGAAAAAUGGCUCAUCUUACCCCACUCUCCCCUAUUUACUGAUCAAGAUUUUAUGAUUUCAUGUAACAUGCCAAGUUCAUGUUUACUGAACUCGAGAAAAUCACAAUUUAUUUCUGACUUGUGCAUUUGCUUUGCCUCUCAUAUGAUUGUAGAUGCUCCUCCAAACACAUGAAUCUUUCCCAUUCAGACGUCUGAACAAUAUGCUCACAUGUAUGAAAUUUGGGAAAACUGAAAUCCAUCAGACUUGAAGAAUAUCAACAUUUCUACUCACUAAAGUAUGAUUACAUUUGCUCUUCUGUCGUUAGGCGUCCUCCUAGUUACAUUCAUACUGUCACAGUGCUGUGUAUGCGUGUAUGUGUGUAUGUGUGUGAGGCACACGGUGUACACCUGCAUGCUCUCCUUCCUGUGCAGUUAGACGGCAGCUUCACAGCGUACUUGUUCGAAACUGGGAAAGUCGCCCAGCCUCCGCCUGUGGGUUGAACUACACCUGGGACAGCGGGCUGAUAUCAUUCAGCGACAGCAAUGCGGUAAAAAGAAACGUGGAGAAACCUCUGCGGUAGUAGACGGUGAGUCCAGGAUUUCGGGCUGUUUUAUAUUCGUCUCUCUCUCCCUCUGUCUCUCUCUGUGAGUUCAGUUCGGUGUCUCUUUGUUUAGCCACUAGCUCCACGUUAGCUGCUUCCGGAAAACAACCUCCACACAGGUAAGGCGAGUUUCGGUCUCCACUUGGGGUAAUUCUGUCCUUUCACGGAACCAGUUUACAAACAAACCUGUUCCGGGCGUUUGUAUUAGAAGAAGGUUUGUGUUUAAUGGAGACUGUGUGGAUGUAUGAGAGCUCAAACCCGGUCGUUGUCAUAAAAGUGAGUUUACGUGCUCAAGGUGUGCUGCAGUGAGCGCUUUCUCAGCAGGAAUUUUUUUUUUUUUUUUGCUGAAAGUGAAGCCAUGAUGUCAGGGCUGCUACCAUGAUCAUGUUAGAGCCCAUGUGACUGAUACACAGGCCUGUGUGUAACUUUUAUUACCUCUUCUGUCAUUUGGAUCUGUCACAUUAGGAGCAAACCAACAGCCAUACACUGACAAGAGGGGGGGCAGUGAGUUAUUUAUGGUCUCAGUGACAACACACAUCCAGGCAAGGCUCGGGAGUCAUUACAUUAUGCCCUUGUUACUGUUGUUGAGCUGCUUUUCAGCGUUCAAACAGCAUGCAAAUGGUGUUUUGAAAAAUAUGGAAGUAAAUCUGUGCCAUCUGAUUUUGAAUUUGAAUGCCAAAAGGUGAAUUUUUUUUUCAUCAAAAUCAAUUUGAAUUUCAAAACCAUCGAAUUUCAAGCACGCAUUUUUAUUUCUGACACUAAUUUUUUUCACAAUGAUGAAAUAAAUUAAGUUUUUAAAAAAUAGGUCUCAAAAAUAUUUGUUUAGUAAAAAUUCAGGUCCUUACACUCCGGGAAUGACACAAAUAUACAAUGCAAAAUUACAUAAUAUUCAGAGGCUAAUUUUGACGCACCUGACUAUACACAUCAAGCUUUCUGGGAGGAAAAAAUACGUGUCCCGGGUGGAAGCGAGAAGACUGACACAACAGCAGACUGACUGUUUUUCAGUUCUGAUUAGAAACUAGUGUUGAGAUGACUGUCUGUCAUGAUAGCAUGUACUAAGUACCAGAUAAGCACAUUAAACUAUAAUCCAUAAACGUAAAGUAACAACUGAGACCUAAUGGUGCUGUGACAGCAACGCUUUUGAGUUUGAGACAGUGAAAAUACUUAUGGUAUGUUGUAUCUGAACAGGUUAGCUUACAAGCUAAAGUUACUUAGCACAGAUGAAAGUUAAAACAAAGACGUUUAGCAAACUCUCAUCAUAUGAGAGAUCCGACACUAUGACUCUCCACAAGUUGUCCUUCAGGUCGUUUUCUUUGUAAUAUUUGAGGGUUUUUUUUAUCAAAAAGCACUCUGUUCUCCAACAUGGAAACAAUUAGCCGGUCGGCCAUGUUGGGUAAACCGGUGAAUCUGAUGUCCCAACAACACGCAAUUUGAUUGGUCAGAAGUGGACUCACAGUAUGCGAAACUUUAGAAAAAUCGACCACGAUCCAAAAAAAUAAAUGCCGCAAUAUCGCUGAACAGGAAAACGUCGCUGAUGUGAACGCUUGUAUUGACAGGAUACGAGUUAAAAAAAAGUAUUGAUGUCCGAAAUAAUCGCACGACAAAAUCGCUCCCAGUGUGUAAGGACCUUAAAAGAGACCGACUCAACAUCUGGGUAACCAGGGAGAAGCAAUCGAUUCCUGGCUCAAUCAUCGAUUGUAAGUGUUAAAAUUACUAUUUAAAACUAGGAUAAACUCAAAAUAGUGAGCAAAAGUGACAGUUAAAUUGUUAAAGUAUUAAAGCCGAAGCGGUGAAAAAAAAACAGGUUAAAAUGUUGCUGAAAAGAGGAAAUUCUUUUAGAAGUUGACCAUAGACUGUUGACAUUUAGAAAUGCCUCCACACAGACAAUCCCACCACAAGAUUAUAUACAUAUAUGUGUACAUAAAGGCACAGCUACCACCAAGUGGAGCCUUGGAAACAAAAGAGGUUGGAUCUCAUACACUACAUUAUUUAAAGUGAAAACCAAACUCACCACCGCAGAAGGACUGUGUCUGUCACUUGUUAAGCUGAGCCAGGUCCAUAGCAAUCCCCAGGGUAUCUAGUGCUGUCAAAUCUAUUUAGUCUUGCAUCACUGUUUACUUCAGGACGGUUUUUAAAUGAUGGACCAGCAGUUGAUACUAGUUUUCAUUCUUCCACAAAUAUUCUGUCAGUGUUAGCCAGAUGACUGUAAAUACAGACAGGGUUUGAGUCUUUUCUGUUAUAUGACAUAGCAAGAUGAGCCAGUACACAUUUAGAAAAUAAAAUGUAUUGCUUUCUAAAAUAAAGAAGAGGGAAGUGCAAAUUAAAACAGUGGUAACUUUAUACCAAUAAUGUUGAUGCUCAGACCCGACUAAUUCAGUGGACCCUGUAGGUACAUUAAUUUAAGCUGAAAAAACUACCCUAUUUGACAUCUUUGUUGUAUAAGUUACUUAAAGAUUUAAAUGACAGGUUAGAGUUUAUAAAUGGGUAUUGCUCUAUAAGGGCUGUUGGGAAACCUCAAACACUAAAACUUUUUAGAUGUUAUUCAGCCUGGAGGUGUAGGAUUGACAUGCUUUCUUCUUUCACCAUCUUAAACAUUAGAAUAAUAGUAAGAUAUUAAUUUCGCAUCAAUAAUAAUUCAAUAGAUGUAUAAUUUCCAGAAAAGAACCACUCCUCACUUUGAGUUGUUGUCGUUUAAAGGACUGGAGUAAAUCUUUUGGCACUGGUCAAGAUUAAAAAGUGACACACAUGCUAAAUUUAGCCUCACUUGGCGUGAUUAUUUAUAGCUACACUAUCACUUCAAAUGGUAGGUCUUCAAAAGAGCUACUUUUGUACCUCUGUUUGAUGAAAGUAUUUUGGUAUUUAGGCCAUGUCUGCAGUUGCUGUUGAAAGCUGGUACACAGACCAAAAAGCUAAAGCCUUUAAGCUGAAAUAGAGAAAAACAGUACCAAAAUAAAGCAAAGUCAGACAAUGGGAAGUCUGACAAAGCCACAUCCAAGGCAGCCAUUUUCAGACUUUAUCUAUUUAAAGCAAAGUCAAACAUCAGCUGCCACUCAUCUCUGUUGAUUCAGUGAGUGAUGCACAGUGGUGGAAAAUAUGCUGAGGGCUUUUGUUCAUGAACUCACUGUCACCAUCUUUACUUCUUACUGUACACAAAGGGAGAUAAUAAGUUAAUAACUUGGGUGGUGUUUGUUUGGUAUGUGUAGGGUUGUCUGUGUUGUUCAGUGUGAGGCCCUGAGAAUGUGAACAUGCCCUUCAUGUGUGAUGUGAAAGCAUGACGCUGACACCCCACCAUGUGUAUGUGACUCCAGUGAGGCUGAGAGUCACACUCUUGUUGUUUUCAUUAUGAAUUAUAAACUCAGAGGGCGUACACAAACUCUUGGAAAGUUUGUGUUUGUAUUUCCUGGAUUCAACUUACACAUGCAAAUCUUGGUCAUCAUAUUUAAAGCAGAGGGACUUUGCAUGUUUCCAUAUCAGUUACAUAAUGUUCAAACAGUGCUUUGAGAGGGUGUUUCCAGGAUAAAGGACUGUAGCUGAUAAAGGAAACGUGUAAGUGUUGCAGCCAUAAAGGAUAAUCUUAGACAUGUCAGGAGUUUUCUCUUGUUUAUGUAGACAGAUGACUAAGGCUCGUUCACUUCUGGGUAAGAAUUUGAUUCAUUUUCCAUUUCACGUGGAUCAUGUUUGCAUUACUUAGUUCUAUUGGUAAUUCCAGACACUGGUGCUAGGUAGACAUGACACACCUCCUGUCUCAUCUAUUGGAGAUGUUGUGAGACUAGCGUGGCCUCACCUGAGGGUGUGGCAGCACAUGUGACUCACUCAUAUCGACCAUCAAAGCGAGUGAUUUGGCUCAGCUCUGAAGGAACGUCGCCAACUUUGCCGGUAAUCCUCUGGGAGACUGGGGAACAGUGAAGGACCACAGAAGUUUUCCUCUAAAGCUCAGACUGUCACAUGAUUACGAGGCAUUUGAUUUGGAUAAAGCAUUCCUCAUUAGGCCUUGUCGUAUUGAACAGAUGUGCUUUGUUAGGCUCUUAAACUGGAAAAAGUUUAACUCCAUCAGCAACAAAACUUUAAAAAAAAUGUCUUUAAAGUCAAAUGUUUCUUGAAUAAUGAGAUUCCAGUGAUAUAAUAAUCCUACUGUAAUGCUACAUUAGGUCUGGGAUUGUAAUAGAUUGAACAUUGGGUAUUAACCUGAUGAUGAUAAAAACAAACUCCAGAGUUAAAGAAGUGCAUUUUAAAUACAAAACAAAAUGACCAGUUUAUUUUAAUCAACUAUUUUGCAGGUUAUCUCUUCUUUUCACAUAUUCAUUGAAAUAGAUGCAUGUACUGUAUAGUGACUGUGGCUUAGCGGUACAGUGGGGCACCUCUCUGUCAGAAGGUUGCUGGUUCGAUCCCAGCUCUUUCAAGUCACUUACCAAAGUCACUUACCAAAGUCUCGCUUACACUUUACAUAGAACCCUUUGCAAUCAGUGUUUGUGGUGUGGACGGGUGAGCAUGACCCACAGUCUUAAAGCGCUUUGAGUGGUCUGGGUUAUGUUAAAACAGCUGCCAAUAUCCGUCUAUUCAUCGACUAAUUAUAUUGACUAAUCCUUUUUGCACUACACAUUUUUACAUCAUGCUACAUUUUGUCACGUCUCCAUUUCACAUGGAGGAUGGGGAGAAAGAUGAGCACCUUUAUCGAUGUUUCGCAGUAUCCUUGAGAAACACAGAGAUAUAUGGCUCUGUCAGUGGUGCUAAAGCAGACGAUGAAAGAUAGGGCCUGUAGUAACCUUCAGACACAUUAAUCAGGAGGGUCACAGGGUCACUGCAGGUCUUCCUUCGAGGUUGACCUCUGGUGUAUGGAAAAACACACGUGACAUCUCUCGGUAGGACCACCUUCAGAUAGCCGAUGAAUCAUAAUAUUCAACUCAAGCCAUUCAUCGAUGAGUGUUGACAAUAACAUGAAAUACAAGAGUGCAAUGAUGGGCCUGGAAGCAAACAGUGUGUUAAAGGUAUAAUUCUUGUUUUAAGUGGGGUUGUAUGAGGUACUUAUCAAUAGUAAGUGCAUCUCCCACAGGGGUACCAGUUUACUGACGAACUGGCUUUAGCAGCAGACUGUAAGUGAGGCUAUCAACUGCAGUAGUUGGGAUCUACCACCUACUUUAGCCGAUUUAGGAAGCUCUGACCCAGACACCAGUGUUGGUGUAAGUAUUUGUCAUCAGAAAGCCUAUUUGUUUUUGCACUACUCUCAGAUAUGACGCAUGUUUUCUCAAGCUGCUUUACCCUAGUUAGUACCAAAGCUGGACUAAAACAGUGAAUAUCAUCUCAAGUAAUACCAGUGGGAGGCUGGUAUAAAAAAACUGACAAUAUUAAUUAGACCAGCUUUGAUCCACAGUACUGCAGACUAUGUGUAGCUCCUAAUUACUAGUUUGAAAGAUUUUUUCCUCUAUGCCUCAUUAACCAAUAAAAGCCUCUUUCAAUGAAUAAGUGGAACAAUGAAAGAUAUCCUUAUACCUUAGUGGACUUCAUGGGUGCCCUCUCUUAAGAGCCAUUAGUCUUAGCUUAUGAGGUUUAAAUCAUGUAGUUUCUCAUCAGUACCGCACGGUGGGUAGCAUUGGUCGAAGAAAAGCACAAAAUCCUGUAAGAAAAGAUCUACUCUUUUAUUUUCUACCAGAAACUGCUGAAAUCAAAUGAAAAUGAGAGAGUGAGCAGUGGAGUUUGAUCAUGAUAGAGAGAGAAAGAGAGUGCCAGUAAAGGAAACAAUACAACAAAACGGAGAAAGGAAAAGUUAUUUCUUUGUUACUCCACAGCUGUUACACACUAAAGAACUUGGAAACACAAACAUGUUAUCAACUGCGGGAUAAGGUACUGGAUUUGGUUUUCUUUCAGCUAACGUCAUGAUUUCUUUCAGGCUGUUCUGUCUCUCUCUGCUCCACCCUCUGUCAAAGUCACUUCACUCUUAACCGUUCUUGGUAAACAGUGACAUAAUGUGGACACACACAUAUAAGGUUAAUGUGUGUUGCAGACGCACAAGGCGAAGAGGAGAGACAAGAAUGUCCCCUUAUCCUUAUAUGUCUUUUAUUAGUUCUGAUCAACAGGAGCUUCGCUGCAGUAUUGUCUCCUUUAAAAUGACAACACUGGCUGUGUAUUGAUACUCACACCACUGCACACUGUCUUUUGGGUUAUUUAUGAUAAUCCAGAGGAAUUAUGGUGUGGUUAAAUACUCUUAGGAAGAAAAUCUCUGUUUUUUGCCUUUCAUUAUUAUUCAUGGUAUGUUAAAUGUGUGCUGUUACAUGAGAGAGUCAGGGGAGAGCAUUUCAUAUACGCGUGUUUGCAUGUUUAUUUCUCAUUUCAUCGCCUAACUCCAGAGGAAUUAUGGUGUGGUUAAAUACUCUUAGGAAGAAAAUCUCUGUUUUUUGCCUUUCAUUAUUAUUCAUGGUAUGUUAAAUGUGUGCUGUUACAUGUGCUGUACUGGCAUACGUGUAGGUCAGGGAACAAAAAUAACCAAAUUAACCAGUUUUGGAUGCCCAGGAGUUCAUUUUUAGUUGCUUUGGUAUUGGGACAGAUAUCACUAUUGUUUAAUUUUUUAUAGAUAUAGUAAAGAAGUUCAAAAUUCUGGUUGACAGGGCAUAUAAUAUUUAUCACGAAGCAAAUAACUUGGCCAAAAAAAGAGUGAACAAAUCUGAAAGAUGUUUGCACACAUAAUUGUGGUCACUCUUGUGUGUUUGCCAUCAGUCAUUCAGCCACUGAGAGUGUGAUUCCCAAAUAAGUGGAGCACAGUUUCACAGUUUCUACUGUGCGUCCCUCUCCUGUGCUACAGGAUCCGUGACCCCUAUCCAUUACAGGAUGAGGUAUCAUUGUGCAAAGUGAAGACAAAGAGAGAACGAAGCGCCAGUGUGACCUCAGACGCCGUGCAUGCAUGUGGAAAGAUGUUUGCACACAUAAUUGUGGUCACUCUUGUGUGUUUGCCAUCAGUCAUUCAGCCACUGAGAGUACUUUACCUGGGGUAGUGCAGCAUCAGCACACACACACACACACACACACAUGCACAUGCACACACACACACACACACACACACACACACACACACACACACACACACACACAUUUACUGGUGUUGACAGAGGCAGUGCAGUCAGGGCCCGUACACAUCUACGCUCAUGCACACAAAUAUGUGUCCCGACACACACUCACACACACACACACUACUCUGUCGGUGUGCUGCUAGAGAGGCAGGGCUCUGGUUUCAUUCAGGCUUCAGGCAGCUGAGAGGUUAGAGCCUUGUAUUUGCGUGCAGCAGCUACCAGGCUCCUGACAACAAAGAUAUCAUCUUGGGUGAGUCGCUUCAAGGCAGUAACAGAAGAUAAAGCCGUGUUUGUGUCUGAAAUCUGGACUGAGGUCAUAGAGAAAAAGGAGCUGAAGGUAGAUGUUUUAUUUUUUUUUUGGCGGCUUAUUUUUCAAGGGGUGCUGCGCAGGGAAAGUUUUUCUUUUCUUCACUGGGUGGAAUUUCAGGUUGGGUCGUGUGUUUCUGUCCUAAGCCUUUGACAGCAUAAACUUUUUUGAAAUGGAUAUCAGUGUUAAACUGAAACCAUUUCCUGCAUCUGAAUUGCUCUUUUCCUCUAAACCAUGAUGAGAAGUUAAUAUACACCUACUUCACAUUUUCAGACAUCUAUCAGAGUUGUUGUCAUGGAUUUUUUGGGCAUUUACUCGAUGUAUUUGGUGUCAUUGUUACCACUUUAUUUUGAGUAUAUGGUCAUGUUUGUGGAGUAUGAAGAAAAACAUUUUUCCCCAAAGAGUGAGUUCCUAAUCAGCACUCUCCAUAUGAGAAGGAAUUAAAGGAGAUUAGCAGCUGCACAAAGGGAUGGAGACCACUGCCGAUUGGGUGCACGGGGUCAUUAGUGAUGGGGGUUGUAUUUCUGCCCACUUCAUUCAAAACUCUUAUUCUCGUGCGGUGUCGUGGCUUUGUUCCCCCCCAUUAGCAGAGUUUGACUUAAGUCUGUUUUCUUGUGCCUCAUUUCCCAGAGUUUAGCUCCUGCAGCACAGUGACUUUUAGCUGAGAUGAGAAUUCCUUUUGUCCCUCAGGAAACUCGCUGAGAGGAAGCAGCUGCGGCUUGCUGCCAUAUUGCUGCUGCUCUGUGAAUUUGUCAUUUCCUGUGGAGCUGGCUGGUAUGAGUUGAAAUAGUCCAACUUGUGCAGGAGUCCUAACUGUGUUUUUCUCUCUUGACAGAAAACCAAAUGAAGACAUGGAGAUAA
This is a messenger RNA of Xyrichtys novacula (pearly razorfish), 11215 nucleotides long. NCBI's taxonomy places the organism in Eukaryota, Metazoa, Chordata, Actinopteri, Labriformes, Labridae. The record is from the annotation of a GenBank genome assembly.